CUUAAGGCUUCCAAAAUUUGUGGUGAACUUCUAAGAAGUCUUGUUCCUGUUAUCCCAUUAAAGGGUUAUGUCUGCUUUUGGCUCCUGCCAAGAUCAAGAAGAUUAAGUUCACUCUCACACACAGCGACUUUUCAGUCGUUGGGCAAGUCGUCGCUCAUUCACAUCCCGAGGAGCCUGCCGUCCAGCAUGGGCGCCCACGGUUCCAACCUGGACGACAUCCUGGAGGAGGACAUGCACCACUGGUACACCAAGUUCAUGAAGGAAUCGCCGUCGGGUCUCAUCACGCUCUUCGAGCUCAAAACCAUGCUGGAGAUGAACGGCAUGACUGAGGAGGCCAGCAGCUACGUGGACCAGGUCUUCUUCACCUUCGACAUGGAUGAGGACGGCUACAUCGACUUUGUGGAGUACAUCGCCGCCAUCAGCCUGCUCCUGAAGGGAGAAGUCAACCAGAAGCUCAAGUGGUACUUCAAGCUCUUCGACCAGGAUGGGAAUGGCAAAAUUGACAAAGAUGAAAUGGAGACCAUCUUCAAGGCCAUUCAGGACAUCACGAGGAGCUACGAAAUUCCACCCGAAGAGAUCGUCGCGCUCAUCUACGAGAAGAUUGAUGUCAACGGGGAAGGCGAGCUGACCCUGGAGGAGUUCAUCAGCGGCGCACGGGAGCACGCCGACAUCAUGGAGAUGCUCACCAAGAUGAUGGACCUCACACACGUCCUGAAGAUCAUCGUUAUGGGACUACGCAAGACGUCCUAAUAAGGAGCCGGGCGGGAUGCCGCCCACGUGAAAAGCGUGCGGUGCCCCCAUGGUGGAGGGAAACCCAACUCUCAUAGGAAGAGGUCUUUUUUUUUCAAAAUCCUGAAAAUUCUUCAGGAAUAAGAAAACAUGGCGGCACGGAACCUAGAACACUACCAGCUUGCUGGACUGCUUUGCGACAAUGUGAUCAAUAGAGGCCUCAGAAGGUAGGAACCCAGUUGAUUUUGAGCAAGGCUCAGGUAACUUAGUUUUUUUGUUUUUCCACUGCUCACAAUUGACAUUUUCAGGUGGCUGAAGUCAAAUCUGUAAAUGAGCAAAGGUGCUGCUUUUCCAUUGUUUAAAAAAUGUGCACACAAGAUUGUCAUAGUGGCUUAAGUAAAAAUUAUAAUUCUAUACGGAUGUGGGUGACUUGUACAGUAUUGUCAGAUGGUGGAAGUGUACCUAAUGUUGCGGCGGCUGACUGUGAUGUUUGUUUGAACUGUCAUCUCCUUGCACUACAGUGUUGCCUUAAUAAGACCGCUUUUCACACUGCAUGUUUGGAAUUUUCAUUACAGGAUGCAUGUAAAAGUCUUUUUUCGAUGGGACAGCAAAACACUCUGAAGAAUUCUGAAAUCUGUACGAGUGAAUAAACAUUGACAGAAUGAUGAA
Syngnathus typhle (broad-nosed pipefish) is the source of this 1398-nucleotide messenger RNA. RefSeq names its product guanylyl cyclase-activating protein 1-like. Lineage: Eukaryota; Metazoa; Chordata; Actinopteri; Syngnathiformes; Syngnathidae. The transcript has 4 exons. Bases 187 to 750 code for a protein of 187 amino acids. The record is from RefSeq and is a predicted model, not a curated record. Gene Ontology annotation, molecular function: calcium sensitive guanylate cyclase activator activity; calcium ion binding.